UCGGCAGCGGCGCCGACGUCGUAUACAGUCUCCCGAGCGGGAGUAAAAGGCGCGCGCUCGCGAGCGGGGUAGGGGGUUGCUGAAUGAAGUGCCGGGACGCACCUCGGCGCGAGGCACUUGGUCGCGGUCUCUCCGACUCGGAAGUCAGCCGCACACCGGAACGAGUAUAUCCUGCGAACGCCACGGGAUAUACAUAACGCAACACGCCAACGAACGAACGAACGAUCUCCUCUCACGUGUGCGAACCCGAUAGACGCGUCGAGUGGAGUUACCGACGCUGCUCUCAUUUGCAAAGAGACACCACUUGUGGAACGAUCCCUGAAUUUUCGAGCCGCCUUCUGGACGAGCUGAGGGGAUAAGAAUUGUUUGUCUCCUACGAGGAUUAUUCGGAUAAUUUCAACGAGCGAAAAUGCCGAGCAGCGAAAGGAUAACCAAGCCAAGCCUCCUGCACCGACUGAUCCUGGUCGUCCUACUGGCGUCCAGCUGCCAGUGCGCGCCGUCCUUCAAUCCGAAGCCCUCGUGGCGCGUCGGCGAGGAGGACAACGAGCCGACGAUCCUGGCGUCCCAGUGUAAUCCAACGACCGGCAGAUGCUGGGGUUGGCUACCGAUCCUAGACUCGGCCCGGCUCGAUUCCGACUACACCCUCGAGCAGGAGCCCGAGUACGACAAGGUGCAAGCCAUUCGCGUGCGAGACGUCGAGCAGGCUUCUGAGCUCUGGCGAGACGUGCCGUCGGCUUACGUGUCCGCAUCCGAGGCCAGAGAGCAUCUGCUGCAACAGCCCGCAGCAGCAGCUCUACCCGCCGCCGGCAGACUGUCCAAGAAGGACGUCUUCAUGUCGAGAGGAUGGGGCGCCGGUGGCAUGCCCUUCUCCGUGCUCUACAUGAGUCCCAGGGCUAACCACCCACCACCUUCAGGUUCCUCGCAAGCUGACGCUGGCAAGAGUAGCGGCGACCAGGGCCGAAGAAGUGGCAGCGAGUCGUCGCCCUCGGCUGCCGCCCAAACCAACAACCAGUCCAACUAUCGGGUGGCCCUGAGAAACGGCAACCUUGGCCAGCCUCGACGCCACUACUCCAUCAUACCCCAGCUGUUUAUAUCGUACGGCUGGGGUCCGUCGGGCAAGUAGACGUCGACGAUGACGAUAUCUCCCGCUUCCUCCCUUCUCUCUAUCUCUCUGUAUCAGCUGUGUUGACGUGUCCGAGCUCUUCGCUGAUUUCUCGCGAUCUCGGACUUGAUUUUUCACAACGUCGUUCCGUAAGUAGAAGCGCGCACGCGCCAGGUUGCGGGAUUUCCCGUGUGGUUGCUGCGCACGUUAGUUAGACUUAUUUCACUGUAGAAGAUUAAACUUGAUAGCCAAAUGAAAAAUUGUAUGCAAAUUUCACGUGUUAUUUUGACUAUCCUUUCGUGUCGAAAGUAAUUCCCGUAGAGCACGAUAGCAAGAAUAGCGGAAUUUCGCAUUUCCGCGAGGCUUUGAAGAACAAAACGCGCCUGGCUCGGCCGCGCCACGAUCUCACCCAUUUAACGUCUUUUGAUUCGCGACAAAGAAUUCUUCGUGCUAUUAAUAUACAUUUUCAAAACAUAACAAUCAAGAUUGUACAUCAACGACUCCCUGCUCCUUUCUGUGCGUUUAAAUCAUAUAAUAGUAUAUUGUGCAAGUAGGGGGGAAAAAAUUUUACCCGAGGUAGAAAUUGCCCUCCCCCCCUUGUUGCACACUGUACUUUUUUUGACAAGUGCCUGUAAAGACCCGUUUUCACGCAUAUAGAGUGAAUGGUAAGUUGCGCAUUUUGAGUCGUAAACCACGCUCUCUCAAAAAAUAUCAAUAAUUUUCAAAAAUUUUCAAAAAUUUUCCAAAAUUUGAGUGUUUUUGAGUGGUUAUGAGUAGCGGGAGGGAAUGGCUAUUUCCUCCCGCACGCUCGAAAUGAGCAGCUUGCCAUUCACUUUAGAGGCAUGGAAACGGGUCUUUUUCAUGCACGUGUUAAGAAAAACAUUAUUAUAUAUUGCAAAGGGUCGUAGCGUAUGCAUACGAAGAAAUUUCAUUUUUUUCCCUCGACACAUUAUAUUAUAUACCUUAGCGAGUAAGCAAGAAUUGCAAUCAUUCAAUUAGAGUAAAGGGUGCUGUCCUGUACUUCCAUACUAAUUACGAACGUUAAUGUAGCCUUUCAAUAUAAACCAUAUAAGGCGAUUGCUCAUUGUAGCGAAGUGCGUUUGUCUAUGUAAACUGCUAUGCAACGUCUUGAAUAGUGAAAUCAUAAGUUACAUUGAAAAUCAAAGCUGAAAUGUCUUGACCAAGUUGGAGAAAAUAUACUAUGCAGUAUUAUUUAUGAGAGAUACAUUGAAAAUGUUCUAUUCAUUCUAGAAAUGAUCAUCAUUUACUAUUUUUACUUAACAAGCUAAGUAGGAAAAAGUUUAUGCAUCAAGCAUAUUGAUGUAAUUUUCAUUGCAAGCCAAAAUAAUAAUUUUAAAAUACUUUCAUCAUUCAAGACGUUUAAAUUAAUUUUCAUUCGUUAGCAGAGAUUCAUGACGUUCACAAAAGAGCCUGUUAAAGCUCUGAUAUCUUUUUGAAUGCAACUAGUAAUUGUAUGUACUUAAAUCUCAUAAAACCAUAAAUGUAAUAAGAGAAAAAAAACAAAAAAAAAAACGUAAAUCGUAGUAAAUCGAGUGACAGAAAAAACUUCGUAAAAUUAAGGAUUAACGAGUAGUAACUGACUGGCUAUCGCGCAAAACGAAUAUAGCAGAUUGCAGAUAUCUGCACGAGAUCUCUUAUCGAUGGUACAAUAAAAUUUUAUUUUCAAGACAAAUAAAAGAGUAUGUAAUUUUA
Messenger RNA from Nasonia vitripennis (jewel wasp), 2815 nucleotides. RefSeq lists its product as uncharacterized. NCBI's taxonomy places the organism in Eukaryota, Metazoa, Arthropoda, Insecta, Hymenoptera, Pteromalidae. Bases 410 to 1123 code for a protein of 237 amino acids. The record is from RefSeq and is a predicted model, not a curated record. The transcript has 4 exons.